This is a messenger RNA of Paraglomus brasilianum, 503 nucleotides long. The record is from the annotation of a GenBank genome assembly. Lineage: Eukaryota; Fungi; Glomeromycota; Glomeromycetes; Paraglomerales; Paraglomeraceae.
AUGGCAAUUUGUCUUGAUUGUUGGAAAUUGAUUCAAGUUAAUGAUGUGAAACCAAAGAAAGUAUAUGCUUCUGCUAUUUACAGAUAUAUCGAAAAGAUUGAACCUGCAGAUUUGAUGAAGUAUCAUUGGGAUCAUGAAUGUAAUAAUCCAAAAUCUCAAGAUGGAUAUGCUCGAAUCAUACAAACUGCUUAUCGCCGAUUCAAAGAAAGAGUACCAUCAAAUGCACGUCUUGCUUGGUUAAGUUUACCAAAUGAUAAUAUUCCAGAUGAUAAGAAAUUUCUAGGUUCAACUAGUCGUAAAGUGAAAAAUCCUCAAACUCGAGAUCAAUUCAAUCAGUGGAAAGCUGAGAAAAUUGCUAUGUAUAAAAAAUAUAAUAACCCACAAAUGCUUAGUUUCUUUUAUAAUAGUAAAUAUGAAGAAUAUUAUAUUCCAUACGAUUGGAUAGUUAGAAAGAAAAACCAAUUACGAGAUAGAUUUAGUAAGCGUCUCCAACAAUUAGAAGU